Tripterygium wilfordii is the source of this 3139-nucleotide messenger RNA. RefSeq names its product neutral ceramidase 1-like. Gene Ontology annotation, molecular function: N-acylsphingosine amidohydrolase activity. Gene Ontology annotation, cellular component: extracellular region. NCBI's taxonomy places the organism in Eukaryota, Viridiplantae, Streptophyta, Magnoliopsida, Celastrales, Celastraceae. The record is from RefSeq and is a predicted model, not a curated record. The transcript is spliced from 10 exons. Bases 686 to 3028 code for a protein of 780 amino acids. Gene Ontology annotation, biological process: sphingosine biosynthetic process; ceramide catabolic process; long-chain fatty acid biosynthetic process.
UGGGAUCUACGGUUUUAUUUGGGGAUUCACAAGGUUGAAUUUGGGGUUUGAUUUGGGAUUCACAAAGUUUUCAAUUUGAGAUUUUAGGAUUUGAUUUGGGGAUUCAAUUCAGGGCUUUGGGAUUAGCAAUUUGAUUUGAGGAUUUAAUUUUAGGGACUAAAAGUAUCAAAUUUAAAUACUUUAGGAUAUAUCGGUUAAAUUAUGAAUAGUUUAUAUCAUGAGAUUUCUUCUAUGUGUCACGUCAGAUUUUUUCGACCUCAAUUUCACAUAAAGGAUAAAAAUGAUAUUUUUCAUUUUUAAGGAAGGAAAAAGGGGGAAAAAAUUCAUGGACGAAAAUGAAAUUUGAUCCAUAAUUGAGGAAGGAAAAAUAUCAUUUUACCAUUUCUUAAUAGUUAGCACUUCAUAUUGGGUCAGUUAAAACGCUACCGUUUGAGUAUAAUUUAAUGGGCUUAGGCCCAUCUUAUUUGUUCGGAAUUGUCACUAUGACGUCCUUCUGAAGGGAAAUUAUCCAACAAUAGAAGCAGUGACCUGACCACAUCGCUAUCUUCAUUUGCCCACAAGGAGGAGCCUGCUUCCUUCACUUUGACUCUUGGUUUAUAAUAGACUAGUAGGAAUAUGCAUAUUUCGCGAAGGGGAGUGGGGGAAAAACUUCUUGAGCUCUGAUUGAUUUUCUUUGCGAGGCUCGAUGGGGUUAUUUAUGCCUUUUAAUCUUUUGAGAGGAAGACGUAUUGGUGCUAUUGCAAUAUGGGUUUCCAUUGCUCUCGUGGUACUGAGUGGUAGUCAAGUACAAUCGGGAUCCGAUUAUUUGGUUGGGCUGGGGAGCUAUGACAUCACAGGACCUGCUGCCGAUGUAAAUUUGAUGGGAUAUACCAAUACAUAUCAGAUUGCUUCUGGAAUUCAUUUCAGGUUGCGAGCUCGCUCCAUUGUGGCAGAACCUCAAGGGAAUCGUGUAGUUUUUGUCAACCUUGAUGCUUGCAUGGCUUCACAAAUUGUGACAAUUAAAGUGAUUGAGAGGUUGCGAGCAAGGUAUGGAGACCUGUAUACUGAAAAUAAUGUUGCUAUCAGUGGUAUUCACACCCAUGCUGGUCCCGGAGGUUAUCUCCAAUAUGUUGUAUACAUUGUAACAUCUCUUGGAUUUGUUCGUCAGUCAUUUGAUGCCCUUGUAGAUGGAAUUGAGAAAAGCAUUAUACAAGCUCAUCAAAACCUCCGACCAGGAAAAAUUCUCAUCAACAAGGGAGAGAUCUUAGAUGCUGGUGUGAACCGCAGUCCCAGUGCCUAUCUCAAUAAUCCUGCAGCUGAGCGUAGCAAAUACAAGCAUAACGUUGAUACGGAAAUGACCCUAUUAAAGUUUGUAGAUGAUGGAUGGGGCCCAGUGGGUAGCUUCAAUUGGUUUGCUACCCAUGGAACUUCUAUGAGUAGGACAAACUCAUUGAUAAGUGGGGAUAACAAAGGUGCUGCAGCACGAUUUAUGGAAGAUUGGUUUCAGCAAAAUGUUAAUAGGAGCUCAAGUUCUGAGGAAAAUGAAGCUGAGGGAGUCCCUCGAAGAGUUUCUAAUAUAAUUCCUACUAUUCAAAACAACCACCAUGAGCUACUGGAGCUGGCUGCGUCCUUCCAUUCUUCUCCUGGUAGACCAGCAACAAGGACUCUUAAUGUUGCUAGGCGAGUUAGAGGUGUUCUCAGGCAGGCUGACAAACCUCAAUUUGUGUCAGCAUUUUGUCAAUCAAACUGUGGUGAUGUUAGCCCCAAUGUACUUGGAGCUUUCUGUAUAGACACUGGUAAACCAUGCGACUUCAAUCACAGUACCUGCGGUGGGAAGAAUGAGUUGUGCUAUGGCCGAGGACCUGGUUACCCUGAUGAAUUUGAGAGCACACGUAUCAUAGGAGAGAGGCAAUUCAAAAAAGCCGUGGAUCUAUUCAAAGGAGCAUCUGAACAAAUAAAUGGGAAGGUUGACUACCGCCACACUUACAUAGAUUUCUCCCAGCUUGAGGUGACGCUUUCCAAACAAGAUGGAGGCUCUGAAGCAGUAAAAACUUGUCCUGCUGCAAUGGGGUUUGCAUUAGCUGCAGGAACAACUGAUGGGCCAGGAGCAUUUGAUUUUAAGCAAGGUGAUGACGAGGGAAAUCCUUUCUGGAGGCUGGUCCGCAACUUUCUUAAGACACCAGGCGAGGAACAAAAAAAUUGUCAUAAUCCAAAGCCCAUUUUACUUGAUACUGGAGAGAUGACGAAACCAUAUGAUUGGGCGCCGUCAAUUCUUCCAGUUCAGAUUCUUCGAAUUGGGCAGCUGGUCAUUCUCAGUGUUCCUGGAGAAUUUACAACCAUGGCUGGGAGGCGUCUUCGUGAUGCGGUGAAGAUGGUGCUCACCAGUGGUGGUAAUAAAGAAUUCAACGGCAAUGUUCAUGUUGUUAUAGCAGGAUUGACUAAUACCUACUCUCAGUACGUGACCACCCUUGAAGAAUAUCAAGUACAGAGAUAUGAGGGUGCUUCCACACUAUAUGGUCCACACACACUUAGUGCCUACAUUCAGGAGUUCCAGAAGCUUGCCCACGCUCUCAUAGGUGGCCAACCAGUGGUACCUGGCAUAUUCCAACCUCCUGAUCUUCUGGAUAAGCAGAUAAGCUUCCUUAUGCCAGUUGUGGCUGAUGCGACUCCUUUUGGUGUAAAGUUUGGUGAUACUAGCUCUGAUGUUCCCAAGAAUUCGACCUUCAUGAGAGGUGACACAGUGACAGCCGUUUUCUGGUCUGCUUGCCCCCGAAAUGACCUAAUGACCGAAGGUACAUUUGCACUAGUGGAAAUGCUCCAAGGAGGGGAUACUUGGUUCCCGGCUUAUGAUGAUGAUGAUUUCUGCCUUCGUUUUAAGUGGUCAAGACCUUCAAAACUAAGUACAAGGAGUCAUGCCACAAUAGAAUGGAGAAUUCCAGUGUCCGCUACUCCGGGUGUGUACAGGUUAAGACAUUUUGGCGCAGCGAAGGCCUUUUUGGGUUCCAUUCACCAUUUCUCUGGUUCAUCUAGUGCUUUUGUGGUUGCAUGAGAAACCCUUAUUGUUUGUACAUAUACUGCUCUUCUGUAGGCUGUUAUGUUUGCCUAUUACAUACAAUCAGUGAGAGUUUGAUCAUUAUGAGAGUUUGAGGUUGAGAUACCA